AUGUUGAGGCCGUCAAGGACUGAGGAGGAUCGCAAGAAUAUUCUCAGGCUGCAGGACUUGGUGGACAAAUUACAAACCAAAGUUAAAGCUUACAAGAGACAAGCUGAAGAGGCUGAGGAACAAUCCAAUGUCAACCUUGCCAAGUUUCGCAAGAUCCAGCAUGAGCUGGAGGAGGCGGAGGAACGGGCUGACAUUGCUGAGUCCCAGGUCAAUAAGCUACGGGUGAAGAGCCGGGAAGUCCACACGAAAGUCAUAAGUGAAGAGUAAUUCAUUAUAUGCUGAAAGGUGACCAAAGAAAUGUGCAAAAUGUGAAG
Mustela erminea (ermine) is the source of this 314-nucleotide messenger RNA. RefSeq names its product myosin-8-like. Bases 1 to 267 code for a protein of 88 amino acids. The record is from RefSeq and is a predicted model, not a curated record. NCBI's taxonomy places the organism in Eukaryota, Metazoa, Chordata, Mammalia, Carnivora, Mustelidae. The transcript has 3 exons.